ACGAGUGUGGGCGCUGGGCUGCGGAGCCCGAGUCUCGGUCUCUGAGUCGCCGAGUCCCAGCCGCUUUCCUACGGAGGGAUCUCAAAGCAUCCUACGGAAUUCGGCGGCAUUUGGGGGAAAGGAAGGGGUCGGAGCCUCGGUGGGGGAGGGACCCCGUGGGUGGAUGGUGACCCUUUCCCUCCGCCCCCAAGGUCGCCGAGGGUGGGGCGAGGAGCCCUAGGACGCCCACCCUCGCCUGGAGAGUUGGGCCAGAGCCCCGGCUACUCGGUGGAGAGCCUACCCCUCGGCGCGCCCGAAGCCUCCCGAUCCCGUCCCCAUUGUGCAGACGCAUAAACUGAGGGCCAGCGAAGGGAAGUUAUUGCAGUCUUAGGUAGGGUCGUAAAUAGCGGGAUUGGGAUUUGAACCAGGCCCAGAACUCCUGAUGCGGAGCUCGCCUGGAUGCCGCUUCUGACCUCGGGCACCUGAUUUCACGUGUCCUGGGAAAGUUUGUAGGACCGUGAUUCUGCGCCUCCCCCAAAUAGGUUGAAUAAUGUCUCGAAUCCCUCUGGGGAAAGUCCUUCUGAGAAAUGUUAUUCGGCACACAGAUGCUCACAAUAAGAUUCAGGAGGAGACAGAUAUGUGGAAGAUAAGAGAACUGGAGAAACAAAUGGAAGAUGCUUAUCGGGGGUCACAAAGGAGAAUAUUACCCAGGAGCUCGAGCCGAAUGCGAAGUGAUGGUUUUGACGAAGAAAGCCAUCGAGUCUACUGGAGGACAAAGCAAGAAAUUCCUGGGACAUUUGAAGAUGAUUUACUUAGGACUCGAUCCUGGAAUAGAAAGCUAUAUAAUUAUGAGGCCAACAUGCCAGACAGAUGGGGUCACAGUGGAUAUAAAGAACUGUAUCCCGAGGAAUUUGACACAGAUAGUGAUCAGCAAGAUGCUAUUAAUGGAAGAAACACACCUCCCCAGGAAAAGUCAUCUACUCAUGAGUCUCAUAAACGUAAGAAGUCCAAGAAAUCCCACAAAAAAAAACAAAAAAAACGGUCACACAAAAAACAAAAGAAAAGCAAAAAGGAAGCCACGGAUAGAGCUGCAGAUUCCUCAAGUGAAUGCUCAGGAGAAACUCAAGUUUCCAGUGCUAGGAAAGGAAAACAGUCGCAUAAGCGAAAGAAAAAGUCAAGGAAAAAGGCCCCUAAGAAACCUGCUUCUUUCUCAGAGUCAGAAAGUGAUUCUUCUCAUCCAGAUGAUUCAGCAUCCAGUAGUUCUGAGGAAAGUGAGGAAAAAGACGCCAAGAAAACCAAAAGGAAAAAGGAUCAGAAAGUUCACAUCACCCCAACAAAAAGGAAGAGUGAGGUACAAGAGAGGACCAGCAAACGUAAGAACUGGAAGGUGGCCCCAGAUGAAAAGACGGAUGAGAGCUCUGAGGAGGACUAAAUGGAGGGAUGCUUCACUCUCCAUGUUUCCCAGGUGACCCCUUGGACUUGACAGAUGUGGCAGGGACCCUCUCGUUAGAACAAGUAGCCCACGUGGGUGGGAGCUGCUUUGUGCCAUCCAAAUCCUAACCAAUGGAUUUUCUCCUAUUUGAGCCUGUUAAAACUUGAUCCCCUUUUAUUGAUAAUGGGGAAGCUGUUAGUUUUUGUAAUGAAGGUUUCUUGAAGAGAUUAUUUUUUGCAAUUAGCCACACUCAGUCUCAUGCACACUAUUCCCCAAAUCAGAGGAAAGAGAAGCCAGUAAUCUGGGAGCUCCCACUAAAGUGCUCAGUUUGGGGGAAGCAGGUUAGGUCCAAGAGGACAGUGUGGAAAGAUGACUUUGCUUUGUUGACUAGCCCCAAGUGCAGAUGGUAUGACCUCAAAGAAUUCAACAAGGAAAU
Messenger RNA from Sarcophilus harrisii (Tasmanian devil), 1847 nucleotides. It is a transcript of the gene NKAPD1, whose product is annotated as NKAP domain containing 1. The transcript has 6 exons. The record is from RefSeq and is a predicted model, not a curated record. Lineage: Eukaryota; Metazoa; Chordata; Mammalia; Dasyuromorphia; Dasyuridae. Bases 530 to 1411 code for a protein of 293 amino acids.